GAUUCUUGUUUCUUGCUUCUUGUUUCCUACUUCUUGUUUCUUGCUUCUUGUUUCCGACUUCUUGUUUCUUGCUUGCUUUAAACUAUCAGCUACGUGUUCUACGUUUUUCAUAUUUGUCCUGCGUUACCUUCCCAGCAGAAAUAGGAACAUCUACAUGGAACUCAAAGAUAUUAUUAGGGAGAAUGUCCUGCGUUACCUUCCUGCUAAAUCUCUCCGUAGGUGCUCUUGUGUUUGUCAGGACUGGAAGAAUUAUAUCUCAACUCCUUUCUUUGCUCAUAGCCAGUCAAAUUCUUUCCAUCAAGUAUCUGGCUUCUUUUGUCAAUCUCCAUCAUCCAUAUUACCAUCGUUUAUUUCCCUUGACCCAACGGCAUAUGGGGUUCCAGACCCGUCUUUGAGGUUUUUGCCUGAACCAGUUGACAUCAGAUGUUCUUCCAAUGGACUUCUCUGCUGCCAGGCUCAAGGGACUGGAUACAAACCCUACUACAUCUGCAAUCCUGUGACCCAGAAGUGGAAGAAACUACCAAAACCUGACGCUAACCAUGGUUCUGACCCUGCCCUUGUGCUUGUCUUUGAGCCACCAUUAGAGAAAAUUGUGGUUGAGUACAGGCUGAUUUGUGCAUUUCAAUCUGAUACAGUUGGAUAUAAAUUUGACAUUUAUUCCUCUGCUGAAGGAACCUGGAGAACUUCUCGUGAGAUUUGCAUUGGCAAUUGGCAGAUCUUUCCUCAUACAGGUGUCUAUGUUAAUGGCGUUGUUUAUUGGAGGCCAAGGUCAAAGAUCAGGAUUCUUGCUUUUGAUCUGACGAGUGAGCGAGCAACUCCCUUUUUUUCCUUUGUAAUUGGUUGUUUAGGCAACGUGAAUGGGAAGCUGUGUUCUGCUUACAGACAUGGUUCAAACUUACUAGUAUUUAAACAGGCCAACGCCUUCUUCAACAAGGUGAUGAAAUUCGGUUGGAAAGAGUUCUCAUUAGAGGAUUCAGGGAUCGUUAUGCUGAGUGAAGAUGACGGAAGAGUUUUGUUUGUCGGUGGUGAAACUGCAGUGAUUUAUUUGGAGACAACUCUCAUUUCCUAUAACAUGCAGACUAAAAAUAUCAAAGAAUUACCAACUGAGGCUGAUGAUGGUCGGAGGAUGAUUCCUUAUGUAAAUAGCCUCGUCCAGUUAUAGGUAAACUGGAGAUAACCAGAUUCAAUAUAUAUAGCAAUAAU
Molecule: messenger RNA, 1203 nt
Organism: Manihot esculenta (cassava)
Lineage: Eukaryota; Viridiplantae; Streptophyta; Magnoliopsida; Malpighiales; Euphorbiaceae
Product: F-box protein At5g07610
Exons: 1
Coding region: 155-1162 (335 amino acids)
Molecular function (GO): protein binding
Source: RefSeq, a predicted model, not a curated record